AUUGACAGUGCAUAUGAGACUUGAGAGGUUGAUGUACAGUAGGUCUACGUUGAGUACAGUAGAUAUGUAGGGGCAUAGCAUGCAGCUUGCUGCAAACUGGAUACUCCACCAAAUCAGUGACUUCUUUGAUGAGAAAGUCACGUUCUCUCGUCCACAAACAGCCAUAUAAACGGCCGUCCGGGCUAGGACUGCAAACUAAUCUUCGUCCAUUCUCCCAAACCUCACUUCUCAGUCGCUCUUACCUUCAGUGUUGUCUCCCCUCCCAAGCGUCCUGAACAGUUUCGACCAGCUUUCCGGUUUGCCGAACCGUCUUUGCAGUGUGAUCACCUCUCGUGGGAAGUCUUCAUCUCACCGCUUCGAAACAAGUCUCGAUUUGCUACAUUCAGCUACGUGACCAAGUGAAACCAUCAACAAGAACGAUGUCUCCACUGCCGAUUCUUAGCAUAGCAAACUUCAUCUUGGUGUUGCCAAUGAUGGUGCAAGUUGAGGCCAACCCACUGUCACGUCCGCAAGAACUUCAGCGUAUAGGCAACGAGUUUGGCCGACCGGCACAUGAUGUUGGACGAUUCAAUGACAGGUUUCCCGGCAGAAUUGUCGACAAUGUGGAUGGAGAUCGAUUAAACUUAGUCGAUGUGUUCCGAACUCCGUCACCCGAAGAUACUCAAGCAACGCCGCCGCCAUCCACAACUCCAGAGAAUAGCCAUGAGAAAUCUCUACUGGACAGUGAAGAAGAAGGCAGCUUGAUCCCGUGCCAAACGAGAAACAAGACCAUUGUCAUUGAGAAGAAAGGCUGCACAUCGGUGAAGGUUGACGUCAAAGUCUGCAGCGGCAUGUGUGUCACGGAUGUGAACUCACAGAAGCGAUUCCCAUACUUCAGCCCAGUCUGUCGCAACUGCCAGCCGGAGAGGGCGUCGAUACAGUACGUCGAGGUGCAUCAAGUAUGCAUCAGUGGCAAGAACGGCAAGAAAUCCCGCGUGUUCAAGUACAAGCUUCCCAGCGCACAGCGCUGCAAAUGCCAAAUGUGUUUCAGCGACUAUGCGCUCAAAUUCCCCGCCAUGAAAGUCCGUAUGCCUUUAGGAACCUACCCAACAGAUGCCGCCAACUAGAAUUGAAGACAACACACUCCUUCUGACUGCCCCGAUUCGCCUGCAUGUUCCACAAAGCAUUGACAAACUUUGCCUUGAAUGGUCUCAGCUUUUGGACUGGAUUCUCUUUGCAUUUUCCUGAUGCCUUGAUUGAGAGUAAGCAAAAUUCUUUGAUGUUGACCAGAACUGUUGGAUACUUCUCCAUUAUUUUUUUAUAUAAUAAUAUGACUCGAUUAUCGUUUUCAUUCCGGAAGACGAAUUGAAUUGACUUUAAACAUGACAUUCUUUGAAGCGGAUUGUUGGUUACCUGGAGUGAUCGUAAUGGUAUGAUUGUAAUUUUUAGACUCGUACGGAGAGCCAGGGAUUAAUUUAUAGUAAAGAAAAGGACCAAUGAACUACUGUUCAGACGGUAGUACGUAAUAUUUCUCUGGCAUGGCAUCACUAAGACUAGAAGUAAUGGUUCCUUUUAUUAUUGAUAGCUGGAGCAGUCCUUUCUCUGUCUUGUGCCAAUACUGCAAUAGUGAUUCAUGUAUCAAGGCCUGAGCUACACUGUAGGCUGUAGUCUUCCCUGUCUCUCUUGUGGUUUUCUAUUCAUGAGGGCGAUCUACAAAGUGGCGUCAUAACUAUUUCCAACUGGCCGUUCAUGUAUUACAUGCAUAUACUUCUUAGCUGUGUGUUGUUGCUUGUUGCUGUGCAUGGUCAUACAUUUGUAUUGCAUAGUAUCAUGGCUAGCUUUCGUGCCGUACAACAGCGCGUGUGCGGUGGCUACGCCUCUGCUGUUUUGCCAGCUGACAGUGCUGCAUAAAUUACUUCAUCUUUGCCUUUUGUCUUCGGUUCUGUACCGACAUGGAAUGUUUUCGGUUUUAGUAGUUCCUUGGUUCGCGUUGUGUAGCUAGCUAGGCUGCUCUUUCAGGUGUAAUUGUAUUUGGAGUGAAAAGAUAAGAUAACGUGUUCCUUCGUGUGAACAUUCUGGUAGCAGAGGAUGGUUAUCGCCUGAGUGAGCAGUUCAGUUUCGGAAAUUUAAAUUAUUUAGAUCAUGUCGUCGCCGGAGCCUGAGAGUGAGAGCACAAUCAGGGCUAGCAGUCAGAGAACUGAGCUCUUUUUAGGUGCCAUGGCAGAGAGGGCAGGCGACGUGAUCGAGGAGGACGAGGAAGUCGAAGAGGACGAACAUGGUCAAAGUGACCAGCGAUCGAAUGAACUGAUGUUCGUGAAAAUGAAAGCUGAAAAAGCGAAUCGCAAGAGAAAGUUCACCAGGUGUCGCAGAGCCGUGAUCGUGGCCUUGCGUGACGGAGUUGAAGAGGAAGCUGCGAGGUCGUUGUUUGGCGAAUUAGAAAUGAUCGAGGAUGCCCUGAACGGUGUGUUCAUGGACGUACUCGAGUGGGCUGGCGGCAUGAACGAUGCGCUCGCAGUGGCUAAAGUGACCGAUGAGAUGGAGGAAGCGGAGAAAGAGAUGAAGGAGGUCACAAGGCUGUAUCAGGAGUUCCUAGAACACCAGCCAGCGUGGACGGCUGCACGGAACAGCCACCCAGACAGGCCAGCGUAUCAUCAGUAUGCCCAGGCACCAGUGGAAGAGCCAGGAAGUCCACUGAGCGUGAUAUCGCUGGGCAGAAGUGAAGGCUCCCAGGAUCGGGAUGAGCCUGGUGAUGGCGUGGCGCUGGUUCAGGAGAACCAGGCAAGAGUAGAAGACAGUGAUGAAGUGGUUGUGACCACAAGUGUCUCCGGCAGUAGUAACAGAGAGGCAGAGCUUGGGGCUAGAACAAGGCCACCAAUGGAAGCUGGGAGUAGGAGGUCAGAGCGUGAAAGAAGCCCUGCCUUGCCUGUACUACAGCCUGCUGUGCCAACACGGAGUGCUGUAUGUGUGUCCAGUGCAUAUACUAGAGUGAGUGAGACCAAGGCCCCUCAACUUCAAGUCGCGAAGAGUCCAGGCCAGCAGGGCAGUAGUACUCAGGCUCCUGUGUCAGGACUACACCCUACAUCAUCUCUGCCAUAUCAGUCCGCCAACUAUCUGUACACCCAGGCCAGUGGGCCGCCACAGGUAGCCUCAAGUCAUCAGGCCAUGGGCAUUGGUGCCUUUUCAGCAUUGCCAGGAGCAGGUGUGUCCGCCAGCCACCAGCGUGCUGUGUCUCAGCCUCCACCUGUCAAGCAGCCAUCAGAUGAAAUUUUCAAGCAACUGAAGGCUAUACAGAUCCCAGUCUUCGGCGGCGAUAAGCAGGCGUAUGCCUCAUGGAAGGCUGCUUUCAUGGCGUGUGUUGGUAGCUCGUCUGCAAGGGCAGACUUGAAACUGCUGCACCUCCGGCAGUAUUUGAGUGGAGAUGCCUUGGCUUCCAUCGAGAGCUUGGGAUACACCCCGUCUGCGUAUGAGGCCGCAAUGAGGCGGUUAGACCGCAAGUUUGGAGGCGACCAACGACAGCUGUCGCUGCAGUACGAGCAAGUCGAGGCCUGCCCAAUCAUUCGUUCCGGCCGAGCAGGAGAUCUCCAGAAGUUUGCAGAUCUCCUCGACGUACUCGUGGUCAACCUCCUCGACUCCGGAAAAGGCAAUGAGCUGGGUGAUGGGCUGUUGUACCGGAAGCUCCUGGCCAAGUUGCCGGCUGGGAUGUUAACCCAAUUCAAUCGAUGGUGUCAUCAGAAGCCCUGCCAGCCAGGAAUUCAAGCACUACUGGAGUGGGUGACGUUGGAAGCGGAGUUUGCCGUUGGAGCGUCCGAAGCACUAGAUGGAGUUGGUGCGAAGGACAAGCCUCCGGCACCCCGAAAUGCUCCUCAACGAUCCUACUUCGGGGGAAAGGCUUCGCAGAAUGCAGGGUGGUCAAGGCCUGCGGGCUCAGCGGCUGGACGAUCUUCAUGUCGGCAAUGUGGCGGACCUCACGGUGUCUGGCAGUGUAAAGCAUUUCAGCAGCUUUCCGUCGCCAAUCGCUGGAGACAGGCUAAACAGCAUGGUCUGUGCUACCGCUGCCUUGGAGGCGAUCACCAAGGUCACCACUGUCCACGAACCAGACCCUGCUCAGUGAGCGGCUGCAACAACAAUCACCACUACUUGCUACACCGGGACUUGCUACACGAGGACAGCAGGAACCCCGAUGCCGCACAGUCAAACAAGAAAAAAUCGGGGAACACGGCAGCUGGAGGAAUGACGGCGGACAAGUCCCAACUCAGUCCUGCCGAACAAUUCUGCAACUAUGGAGACAAUGGUUCAGGUCAGGAGACAGGGGACCAGGUAUUGCCUCCCGCCAUCGACUGUUUAGUAACGCCGCCAUACGCCGGUAAAGACCAAGAGCAGCGCACCCCACAGUCGUUCACCGAGGGGGAGACGGAGUCCACGAAGAGUGAUUCCACCAUGAUGGUCCAAGGCCCGGGCAAGAUAGCUCUGCGAACGGUCUCAGUCGUCUUGGAGAACGGCCACAAGUCAGUGCAAGUGAAUGCGUUGCUGGACGACGGUAGCACAACGAGCUACCUCAACGGCAGCAUUGCCAACCAGCUCGGCGUCAGCGGGGAGCUGAGGACAUUCACGGUCCACACCUUGAAUGGCAAGCAGACCUCAUUCACAACCAGACCAGUAAGCUUCACCAUUGGCAGCAUGGAUGGCAGUGUUCGGCAAUCUAUGACGGCGCUGACGGCUGAUUCGGUCACCGGGAAUCUUCGUCCGGUAGAGUGGGUCAAGGAAGCAGUCAAGUAUCCUCAUCUGAGAGAGAUUCCGUUCGCAAGACUGGCGGAGCCCGCCAGGGUCGAUCUGCUGAUUGGGAGCGACUAUGCUGAGCUGCUUGUGUCACAGCAGGAAGUGGUCGGCCCGCCUGGUCAACCAGUGGCGCGUCAUACUCCACUGGGUUGGACCUGUGUUGGCAGAGUGACGGGAACCCACUCGAGUCAAAGGACGUUCCACAGCCAAGCGUUUCAGAGUGAGGAGAGAGCAACACCAACCGGCUUAGAGACCGCGCUACAGCAGUUCUGGCAAAUUGACAGCUGCGGCACGGAGGAGAGCUUCAGUGAGCCCGGCCCGCGCUCGCUGGAGGAAGAGACAGCCCUAGACAUCGUCAAACACUCGCUGAAGAAGGUGGACGGUCGGUACCAGGUGUCUCUGCCGUGGAACAAUCGCAAGAGAGAAUUAUGCAACAACUUGGGUGCGGCUACGAAACGUCUAGGCCACACCGAGCGCAAGCUCCUGAAAGACCCAUUCGUUGCCCAGGCUUAUGGCCAAGUCUUCCAGGCCUACCAGAGGAACGGCUAUAUCCGUGAGCUCGCGAAGGAAGAGCUAGGUCAAGAGGUAUGCUGGUACUUAUCCCACUUUCCCAUCGUCCGACCGCAGAAGACGACAACCAAGGUGCGGAUCGUCUUUGACGCUGCAGCAUCCUGUCAUGGCCUCAGCCUCAACGACGCCAUCUACCCUGGUCCGAAGCUCCAACGUGAGUUGUUCGAUGUGUUGACCAGGUUUCGGCAAAAGCCUAUAGCAGUGGGCUGUGACGUGACCGAAAUGUAUUUGCAGGUGUCGGUUGCGCCAGCAGACAGGAAGUACCUCAGAUUCGUGUGGCGGGACCUGGAUCCAGCCAAGCCUUUACGGCACUUUGAGUUCAACCGCCUGGUCUUUGGCGUCAAUGCUGCACCAUUCAUCGCCCAGUAUGUUGCUCAGCAGACAGCCCGGGAACAUUUGGCGUCUCAUCCCCUGGCAGCAGAAGCUAUCCUCGCGUCCACCUACAUGGAUGACACGAUGGACAGCACCAAAGAUGUCGAACAAGGUCAGAUUCUUCAUCGGGAGCUAAUGGAUCUGUGGGGUGAGGCCAAGAUGACGCCGCGCAAGUGGGUGUCCAACUCGCCCGAGCUCCUGAGGGUAAUUCCAGCCGAGGCUCGCGCUACCCAGCUGGACUUAUCCCAAGGAGAGCUACCAUCCGUGAAGACGCUAGGAGUGUCAUGGGACGGUCAGGCAGACUGCUUCUUCUUCAGCGUUCAACCGCCAGACCUCACCAACCAACGCAUCACCAAGCGAUUCCUCCUAGCAAAAGUCGCGUCCGUAUUCGACCCGUUGGGGUUUCUGGCACCGUUCGUGACCCAAGCCAAGAUCCUCAUGCAAGAGAGUUGGGUAGCUGGUAUUGACUGGGAUGAACCGGUUCCAGAUGGCAUCGACACCAGCGCUCGCCAGUGGUUCAAUGACCUGGCGAAGCUCAGUUUAGUUCGAGUACCAAGAUGUCUCAUCCCGGACGUGGCCAGUGGAGUGACGCUGCAUGUUUUCUGUGAUGCGUCGAGUGUGGCGUAUGGUGCCGUGGUCUACAGCUCCACCGUGCAGUGUGGCUCUGAGGGAAACGUUCGUCUCGCUGGAGCCAAGAGCAGAGUGGCGCCGACAAGAACACAAAGUAUCCCCCGGCUGGAAUUGCUGGCGGCUGUGCUUGGCCUUCAGCUGGCCCGGAAGUUCAGUCAGAUCAUGACCAUUGCCAUGUCAGAGGUGAUUUUCUGGAGCGACAGUGCAACUGUGCUGCUCUGGAUUCGCAGCUACAGCCGACGUUUCAAACCGUUUGUGGCGAAUCGCAUCAGCCACAUCCAGACUGUUACGUCGCCCAGUCAAUGGCGGUACGUUCCCUCCAGCGACAACCCAGCUGACUUGGCGUCACGGGGAGCUGGGGUAGAGCAACUGGUUGCAACUGAGCUGUGGUGGCAAGGACCGGCCUUCCUGCAGAAAGAAGAAUCUGAAUGGCCAGCCAAGAUCGUGGGUGGCCAAGACCCAGCUGCUCGAGCGGAAGCUCGCAAGGCUGCACAGCCCGAGGUGAUGUCAUUUAUGUCCGAGAAAGUACCCAGCUUGUGCUCUCGGCGCUUCUCAGACUGGACGCGCGUAGUCAGAGUACGGGCUUGGGCAAUUCGCUUCAUCACCAACUGCCGUGGAGGUGAGGAGUUGAGCGGAGAGCUAACCGGCGAGGAGAUGGACGCUGCCAGCCUUUCCAUCAUCAAAGAGGCACAGCACGAGGCAUUCGCGGAGGAUCUGAAGCUAGUGAAGAAUGGUCAACCACUUCCGCUGAAGUCACGUUUGGCGAGGUUAUCGCCUCGACUGGACGACGACGGACUAUUGCGCUGCGAUGGUCGCACCAAGCUGGCUGACUGGUUGCCGUUUGAUGUGCGCUUCCCGAUUCUUCUCCCCCGGAAACAUCCGACCACCCGGCUUAUUGUCAAAGAUUGCCAUGAGCAACGUCAUCAUGGCGGGACGAAUGAAACGUUGGCAGCUCUCUCUGAUCACUAUCUUGUCGAAGCAGCACGGGAGGAGAUCCGUGACUGGGAGAAAGACUGCAUGGUGUGUCGACGACUAAAAGCCCGUGCGGGAGAGCAAAUCAUGGCCCCGUUGCCAGCAAAGCGAUUGUGUGAGCCACUGAGAGCCUUCAGCAGGGUAGCCGUUGACUACGGAGGGCCGUUCGAAACUAUGCAGGGGAGAGGAAAGACUCGCCACAAACGCUAUCUGUGCCUCUUCACGUGUUUGCUGACUCGUGCGGUCCAUUUGGAGAUGGCGUACGCAUUGGAUGCAAAUUCUUUCCUGAACGCCUUUAACCGGAUGGCCAACCGACGAGGUUGUCCAAUGGAGGUUCUGUCGGACAAUGGAGGCAACUUCGUGAAUGCCGACCGCCAGCUACGUGAGCUUGUUGGCCAACUGAACAAUACCACCGUCCGGAAAGCCAUGGCCUGCAGACGCGUGAAAUGGAGUUUCAACCCGCCAUUAGCUCCUCAUUUCGGGGGAGUUCACGAGGCAAUGAUUCGAGCCGCCAAACGAGCUCUACACGCCAUCCUUGGAGACGCAUCUGUGACGGACGAGGAGUUGGUCACCGCUCUCAGCGGAGCAGAGUCCCUCGUCAACUCCAGGCCCAUCACCUACCAAUCGGCUAGUCCGAAGGAUCCAGGGCCGCUAACUCCGAACCAUUUCCUUCAUGGCAUGGCCGAGGGCCAGCUGGUUAUUGCAACAACGGACGAGAAGGGGUGUCAACUGCAGAGACGUUGGAGAUAUGUUCAAAUGCUCAUCGACCAUUUCUGGCAUCGCUGGCUGAAAGAGUUUGUCCCACGGUUGAAUCAGCGGAUGAAGUGGCGACACCAGCGACGCGAUCUGGCCGUUGACGACGUUGUCCUGGUGAUGGAUUCAAGCUCCCCGCGUGGGCGUUGGCCGCUCGGCAGAGUCACGGAAGUUUUCCCUGGUCCGGACGGUCAUGUGCGUGUGGUGGCCAUGCAAGUGGGCGGGAAGACUCUGAAGAGAUCCAUCACUCGAGUCUGUCCACUGGAAUGUUAGACGGCUCUCCCUACAUGCCAGAAUGGAGGUACUGCUCAGUGACGACCCCCAUUAAUGAUUCAUGCAUUGUUUUUGUUUUUUUGUAGCUUCCUACCACUGAACUUGCCCUUUCGAUUCACUUUUCUCUUAGCUUGGUACUGGUAGUUGUAAGGAUAGGCAUCAUGCAACAUCUGGGUGCAUAUUGCGAGGGGGAGGAUGUUCAGACGGUAGUACGUAAUAUUUCUCUGGCAUGGCAUCACUAAGACUAGAAGUAAUGGUUCCUUUUAUUAUUGAUAGCUGGAGCAGUCCUUUCUCUGUCUUGUGCCAAUACUGCAAUAGUGAUUCAUGUAUCAAGGCCUGAGCUACACUGUAGGCUGUAGUCUUCCCUGUCUCUCUUGUGGUUUUCUAUUCAUGAGGGCGAUCUACAAAGUGGCGUCAUAACUAUUUCCAACUGGCCGUUCAUGUAUUACAUGCAUAUACUUCUUAGCUGUGUGUUGUUGCUUGUUGCUGUGCAUGGUCAUACAUUUGUAUUGCAUAGUAUCAUGGCUAGCUUUCGUGCCGUACAACAGCGCGUGUGCGGUGGCUACGCCUCUGCUGUUUUGCCAGCUGACAGUGCUGCAUAAAUUACUUCAUCUUUGCCUUUUGUCUUCGGUUCUGUACCGACAUGGAAUGUUUUCGGUUUUAGUAGUUCCUUGGUUCGCGUUGUGUAGCUAGCUAGGCUGCUCUUUCAGGUGUAAUUGUAUUUGGAGUGAAAAGAUAAGAUAACGUGU
Sycon ciliatum is the source of this 9074-nucleotide messenger RNA. RefSeq lists its product as uncharacterized. Gene Ontology annotation, biological process: DNA integration. The coding region runs from base 2122 to 8325 and encodes 2067 amino acids. The transcript has 2 exons. The record is from RefSeq and is a predicted model, not a curated record. Gene Ontology annotation, molecular function: nucleic acid binding. Lineage: Eukaryota; Metazoa; Porifera; Calcarea; Leucosolenida; Sycettidae.